AUGCUGGGGAGUACAUGUUUUCUACUGCUCUUGCCGGGAUUGGUGGCAAGUUGGGCAACCUCGCAAUGCGAAAGUGAUCAGGUGGCACAUGUUCAGAAAAAUCUGAAGGCUGUCAAGGUUGGCGCAUUGGAGCAAGAGGUGUCUGGAAGAAUUUGCAGCAUUUCGGACCUCAAUUCAGGUGAUUGUGUCGGCACUUCUGCGAAUCCAAAGUGCACAGAUUGCAAUCCAACAGGUGGACAAGUGAUUCCGACCACUGGAACUGGAUUUCCACCAGGUUCCUUGUCCUGCGGAGAAGGAUCUUGCCGAUUUGAGGAUGACGCUCCUUCCAAUGCAUUCUACGAGUUCCGAAACUCCACUGACUAUUUGACUUGCGAAGGGGAAAAUGCUUGCAGAAGAUUCAACGUUUGA
Messenger RNA from Cladocopium goreaui, 408 nucleotides. The record is from the annotation of a GenBank genome assembly. NCBI's taxonomy places the organism in Eukaryota, Dinophyceae, Suessiales, Symbiodiniaceae.